This is a messenger RNA of Nilaparvata lugens (brown planthopper), 912 nucleotides long. Its product is annotated as snRNA-activating protein complex subunit 3. Gene Ontology annotation, cellular component: snRNA-activating protein complex. The transcript has 4 exons. Gene Ontology annotation, molecular function: core promoter sequence-specific DNA binding; RNA polymerase II cis-regulatory region sequence-specific DNA binding; RNA polymerase III type 3 promoter sequence-specific DNA binding. Bases 16 to 675 code for a protein of 219 amino acids. The record is from RefSeq and is a predicted model, not a curated record. Lineage: Eukaryota; Metazoa; Arthropoda; Insecta; Hemiptera; Delphacidae. Gene Ontology annotation, biological process: snRNA transcription by RNA polymerase II; snRNA transcription by RNA polymerase III.
AGAUCAAGUAGAUUGAUGCUGGAUAAAGAUGCAUACAGACUUAUGCACUGCGAGACACACAGAAGGAACGCGAGCAGUACGCAAGAUGAUCGCAGGUCGCGCGCAACGAACUGGCUAAGCUCCCGUCGACAUGAUGAAUCCAGCUACCUCUUGCAUGUCUCUGCUGCCCUGGAUCUUUACCCAUCGAGUAUGUUUUUCAUUAAUGAAACAUUCUACGUUGACUUCUCGCAGCCGUGUGAUUACAGUACCGUUGUGAAAGAGUGGGCUCUAUCAGGCAAUAUCAAGGUGAAUCCGGACACAAAGGACAUGGCCGCAACACGUAUUAGCGAUUUGACCGUUGAGUUGGACUACCCGUACCUGUUCCAGCACCUGGGCAAUUGUGAACAUCUCAUUGAAUUCUCUGGAGGCAGAAUUUUGUUAGCCCAAAGGGACUCAUUGUGCUCAGCACAUUAUCCAUGGUCCAGAAAGGAUUACAUCACCAAAGGAAAAUAUUGCAUUAUAUGCAAUAUACAUAUACCAACACGGAAAGUCAUUGGAUGUGCACGCCUACCGAGACACAAUUCAUAUUUGUGCGAAGAAUGCUUCCAAAGAUAUUGUUACAUUCGUAACAAAAAAGUUGGGUCAUUUGAAGCUUAUCAUUUUAAGGACAAACGGGCCACUAUUAGUGGUUACUAAUAGAUUACCAUACGCUAAAUAAUAAUAAAGCGCUUCAUCAAUUAAUGUGUUCUACUACAAUACUUUUGUUGUUCUUGUAAUACUUUUCUAUAUUUGAAUAUUUCUUUUCUACUUUUCUAAAAGUUGAUUAUCAUUUGAAUUGUGAAGAAUUUGUAUCAACAUUCAGUUGAAUUUGUGAGUAUUAAUUAAAUGAAAUAAAAAUUAUUAUCAAUAAAAAUGUAUUCAAACAUGAUCAAA